Arachis stenosperma is the source of this 2247-nucleotide messenger RNA. Its product is annotated as U-box domain-containing protein 35-like. Gene Ontology annotation, molecular function: protein kinase activity; ATP binding. The transcript has 10 exons. NCBI's taxonomy places the organism in Eukaryota, Viridiplantae, Streptophyta, Magnoliopsida, Fabales, Fabaceae. Gene Ontology annotation, biological process: protein phosphorylation. The record is from RefSeq and is a predicted model, not a curated record. The coding region runs from base 1 to 2178 and encodes 725 amino acids.
AUGAUGAAUCAUGGAAAGCGUGUUGUGGCUGUGGCAAUUGAGAAUAACAAGACAAGCCAAAGUGCUGCAAAAUGGGCAGUGGAUAAUAUUCUUCCAAAGGAUCAAGAUCUCUUACUCAUCCAUGUUAAGCAAAGAUCAUCAUCAGAUAAUAGUCGUUCACCAUUGAGAAGCUAUGAGAUGAAAGAAGGUACGGAUAGACCACAUGACAAAGAAUCAAAGGAGCUUUUUGAGUCGUUUCGAGUCUUUUGCAACAGAAAGAAUGUACACUUCAAAGAAAUUUUGUUAGAGGACACAGAUAUAUCAAAGGCAUUAGUAGAAAGUGUUACCACAUAUUCCAUUGAGCUUUUAGUACUUGGGGCAGCAUCAAGGAGUGGUCUUGCUAGAUUUAGGAUGAGUGAUGUUCCAAGCACGGUGUCAAAAGCGGUACCGUCAUUCUGCACCGUCUAUAUAAUCUCCAAAGGAAAGAUCUCAUCCGUUAAAACUGCGACCGUAUUACUCUCUCCGAAACCUGCGUCGCAGAAUAAGAUCCACUCUUCUCUGGCUCAACGUGCUGAGCGACCACGCAACCUCACACUCCCACGACAUGUUUCAGGUGGAUACCAAUCUCUUGAUUUUGAUGAGAUAUCAAUGCUUCCAGCCGGAUCAUUUCCAGACAAACACGCAUAUGCACGCCGUAAUCGCGGCAGUGAUGAAGCCAUAUCACCAUACGAGACAAAAAGAAGAAACUACGCACCAAAUAAUGUACCUGAAGAUUGUGACAUAUCAUUUGUGGCGAGUGCAAAACCAAGUGUUGAUAGGCUCUUCCCUUCGUUGUAUUCCGAUGAUUAUUUUGAUGGAACCAGAUCAAGAUCAAGAUCCCCCCAAGAAUCAGGACAGAAAUCUUUCAUGUGUGAUGACUACUCAUUCACCUCUCUAUCAUCGCCAACAGAGAACGAAGAAAUGGAAGCUGAGGUAAGGAAGCUAAAGCUAGAACUGAAGCAGACAAUGGAGAUGUAUAGCUCAGCUCGCAAGGAAGCUCUAACAGCAAAGGAGAAGGCAAUGGAGCUUCAACGGUGGAAAAAGGAAGAAAAGAGGAAGAUGGAAGACUUACAAAUAUCGGAAGGAGCGGCAUUGGCUAGUCCAGGGGGGGAGAAAGAAAAGGAUCAAAAGAUGGCAGAGUCUGAAGCACAGAAAAAAAUUAGUCCAGAUAAAACAUCUCCGCGAGAAGCACCACAGAUGAAGAGAGGACUAGAACCUCUAGGAGUUGGUACUGCAAUGUACCGAAGGUACUCCAUUGAGGAAAUCGAGGAAGCGACACAAAAGUUCUCAGCAGCUUUCAAGAUCGGUGAAGGAGGCUAUGGCCCUGUAUACAAGGGUGAAUUAGAUCACACACCGGUUGCAAUAAAACUUUUGAGGCCAGAUGCAACUCACGGAAGGGAACAAUUUAAUCAAGAGGUUGAAGUGUUAACUUGUAUAAGGCAUCCAAACAUGGUUCUCCUCCUCGGAGCAUGCCCAGAGUAUGGUUGCUUAGUGUAUGAGUACAUGGCUAAUGGGAGCUUGGACGAUUGCCUCCUCCGACGAGGGAAGUUACCGGCUCUUCCUUGGCAGCUAAGGUUCCAAAUUGCUGCAGAGAUAGCCACAGGCCUCCUAUUCCUUCACCAGACAAAGCCAGAGCCCAUUGUACACCGCGACUUGAAGCCAGGAAACAUUUUGCUAGACCGGAAUUUCGUGAGCAAGAUCAGUGAUGUUGGGCUAGCCAGGCUUGUCCCUCCUUCGGUUGCAGACGCCGUCACUCAGUAUCGUUUGACAUCAACAGCUGGAACAUUUUGUUACAUUGACCCUGAGUACCAACAGACUGGCAUGCUUGGAAUCAAGUCUGAUAUUUACUCACUCGGGAUCAUGCUUCUCCAAAUUGUGACAGCUAGGUCACCAAUGGGUUUGGCUCAUCAUGUUAAGAGGGCCAUUGCCAAAGGGACUUUGGAAGAGGUGCUUGAUCCAGCUAUUUCUGACUGGCCAAUGGACCACACCUUGCAUUUCACCAAACUCGCCUUGAAAUGCGCCGAAAUGAUGAGAAAAGAUAGACCUGAUCUUGGGAAAGUUGUCUUACCUGAGCUCAAUAAACUUAGGACAUUUGCUGAAGAAAACAUGCCUCCUAUGAUGAUGUUUGGAAGAGCCUUCUCUCCAAGACCACAACAAUGAGUCAAAAUCACCAAUAUUAAAUUUGUUUAUUCUUUUUUAGAAAACUUAAGGAAUGUAUCAAGUAUGUCA